Molecule: messenger RNA, 1652 nt
Organism: Gavialis gangeticus (Gharial)
Lineage: Eukaryota; Metazoa; Chordata; Crocodylia; Gavialidae
Gene: ABHD14A
Product: abhydrolase domain containing 14A
Exons: 4
Coding region: 6-803 (265 amino acids)
Cellular component (GO): cytoplasm
Source: RefSeq, a predicted model, not a curated record
AAAGGAUGACUAUGACUUUGAUCCGCAACAGGCUGGGGCUGCUGGUUCUUGGAGUCCUGGUUACCUUUGUCCUCUAUCUGUUGCUUCCGGCCAUCCAGCAUGAGAGGUUCACAGCACGCCUAGAUGACUCCAAGCCCCUGGCCAUGGAAGAGAGAAGCCAGCAAGAUGCCAACACCACUGUCCUAACUGGGACAGUUGAGGGAGACCCACCCAUCCUGUACAGGGAAGCCUUCCUGCUCCAGAAAGCUGGAACUCCUAGCUCAAAGAGGCUGGAUGUGAUCUUCCUACAUGGCCAGGCUUUCACGUCCAAGACGUGGGAGGACCUGGGCACGCUGGCCCUGCUCUCGGAAGAAGGCUAUCGUCCCAUCGCCAUUGACCUUCCUGGCUUUGGUAGCUCCCCGCGAUCUGAUGCUGUCUCCACGGAGCAGGGCCGGGUGGCUCUCCUGCAGCGUGUCCUGAAGAUGCUGAGUGUCCACAAGCCAGUCCUGGUCAGCCCUUCAAUGAGUGGCCACUACUCUAUCCCCUUCCUGCUGGCACAUGGGGCAGAGUUGAAGGGCUUUGUGCCCAUCGCUCCUGUGGGCACCAAGGAUCAUUCUGCACAGCAGUACCAGGAGGUCCAGACCCCAACUUUGAUCAUCUAUGGGGACAGGGACACAGGCCUGGGCACACAGUCCUUGCAGAGCCUCCAACAGAUCCCAAAGCACCAAACGGCUGCACUGCGGGAUGCUGGCCACGCCUGCUACCUGGACAGGCCACGCGAGUUCCACGAGGUGCUGCUGAGCUUUCUGGGCGAGCUGAAGUGACUCCAGCCCAGCCCAGCCCAGAGCCUGGCCACGGGGCUGACUGACUGACUGUGUUCUUAUGGGCUGUGGAGUCUGCUCUGCCUGUGGCUGGUGUUUCUUAUUGUUAGCUUGUGGCACUACUUCCCCCACCCCCACCCCCGUGCUCCUGGCUGUCUCAUCCUGUAGUGACUCUGUCUAGAGGGGGUCAGGGGGCCAGGGGCUUCUGGUGUGUGUGGGGCUGGAGUGGUUCCCCUGGAGGGUUAUGUGCACCCUUGUUCUUUCCAGGUGUUGGCUGCUGCUAGUAUGUUGUCUGGCUCUGAAAGGGGAUAUGGCAGCUGCUGGGGUUUCUCUUGUUCAGAGACACACACUUGUAUGGGUGUUUGGAAGCUUCCUUCUGCUUCCAGCUGAGAUCUGGGGCAUGCUGUCCUUCAGAAUCCAGGCCCCACUCAGCUUUCCCUGCAGGGCAGGUGGAUGGAUGGUGGAAUCUGCAGGGAGGCUUCCAGAGGAGCUGGAGACCAAGGGGGCUUUGCUAAAUUGAGGGCAUCUGCCUGGGACAUCCGAGUAAAAGCCAGGCUGAGGCCAGAAGACCUAGCAUGGCUUGCAAUGGCUUCUCCUAAAGGAGUUUUGGAGUAUCACAUCAGGGUGUGCUGGGGCUGUCUUGGAAGUGGGCAAGGAGGUCUCAAUGGGCUGGGAAUUGGUUGGUGGUGGUUCUUGGUGUUGAAUGGACUCCUUGUCUAUAUUUCAGAUAUUCAGGGAUGGCUGAUCUUGCUGCUUUCCCUGCUGAUAUGUAAGUUUUCCCCCUGCCCUACCUGGGGCAAAGGGUCUCUGAAGGUUGUCUGUAACAAGGCCAAUAAACUGUUUUGUACAGGG